Homo sapiens (human) is the source of this 5068-nucleotide messenger RNA. RefSeq names its product gypsy retrotransposon integrase 1 (gene GIN1). Gene Ontology annotation, biological process: DNA integration. Gene Ontology annotation, molecular function: nucleic acid binding. NCBI's taxonomy places the organism in Eukaryota, Metazoa, Chordata, Mammalia, Primates, Hominidae. Bases 1602 to 3170 code for a protein of 522 amino acids. The record is from RefSeq and is a predicted model, not a curated record. The transcript has 8 exons.
AGUUCCGCUUCCGGCAGCGCGAGAUAAAUCACGAGAGGAAGCUUAAAUCUGUCGUUUGAAUUUAGGACCACCUCGGUGAGUGGUCGUUCUGGUGUGCUGUGUCAUACCUACUGUUUUUUAAAGUGAGGCGUAACCCGACAGUAAUUUCAAAACCAUUCGCCUCGACCGGCCUAAGGAAGGGUUUAAUUGAGUCUGUGGGGAGAUUUUGCGCAAGCGCCUUUGAGAUAGGAGGGCCUUGGGCGUUGCGAUGUCCCGCGCUAGCUGAGCAGAAAGGGCGAGUGCUGUUUCGGGCCUGGGGAGGUGCCUACUGGGUGUAAUUGAGUUUUACCAAACGGUCAUUUUCCUGCUGAUUCUGAGUGUGGUUGGACCUUGCCCUUAAGAUUCCGUUAACGAGUCGCCCAAAGCUUAGGAAAUGCUCCCUCACAGCGUUUGAGACUAAGCACUUUUGGCCGGCGUUGAAGAAUUCUCCCCAUUACUUUGAUCAGUCAUUUAAUCAGAAAUUUUGCCCCAAAUUUAAAUACGUGGCGGGGAGAAACGUGAGGUCAAGAGGGAAUCCUGUCACGUAGUUUUAAAAGAAAAAUGUCCACUUUAUCUCAGUGUAGGUUUUUCUUAAAUGGGCAUUUCUGAACCAAAGUAGAUACUUUUUAAAGUGGAAAUGCAUUUAUCCCAUGUGGCUUCAUGUGAAUGCAUAUGGCGAUGAAGGCAUUUUUUUGUUCAAUGAAUUUGUACUCUGAAGUGAACCAGAUUACAGAGAAGUGUAUUUAAAUUUACAGGUCCUUGACGUUGCAUAAAAUUGUGCGUGUCCAUUUUUUGGAGCUUAAAAUAGAAUAAUUCAAAUGUCAGAAUUCCGAUCCAAGUUAACAUGUUGAUUGAAAAUUGCAGAUUUUAAGAUGGAACCAGCGGGUAUUAUAACCUUUUAGGGGCUUAAAUUGGUGGCUUUGUUUUUAACCCUUGGUGAAACAGUUAAGUCCUAAUCUUGACAUAAUACCUAACUGCCUUACUUUAUUGAACACAAAAUUAUUAAAGGAAUUAAGCAAUGAGUUGAUUUUAUUUGCUUUUAUGGAGGGGACAAAGUGUAUAAAGCUUAACCAAAUGUGACCCUGACAUUCCUCUUGCAAAACUACAAGUUGUAAUCAAUCACUUUCAUUUUUUCUUAUUCCUACAUGUUUAAGUACAUUAAGUAAUGAUUUUAAGAGAAAUUCUUGAAAAUAUGAGCAUAUCCAAAGAAGUCCCAGGACAGUCUUUCUUUAUGUAGUAGAAACCACUUAAUCCCCCUUGUAAAUGAUACCUUUACUUAGCAAUCAGAGUAUAAGAAGAUAUUUAUAUUUGUCUCGAAUAUUACAGUUUCAAGCCAUUUUCUCAUAUGUAUGGGCUUUGAAAAAAAAAAAACAACUUUCAUUUACGUUACUUUUGUAUAUGAAUACCAAUUAUUAGCAGUAAAACUUUUAACUACUUCAAAGGCUAUGCUUUUCGUGAACUGAGUUUUCUUUCUUACGCAUUUUCUAUUUCUCCUUGUCAUCUGUCUCUCUACCUCCAGAACCAGCAGUUUGUGAACUGCAUUAGACUGUUAUAUCGUUAUAAAAGGAUACAAUUCGUUCACAAUGGUCCGUAGUGGAAAAAAUGGUGACCUUCAUCUUAAACAGAUUGCAUAUUACAAACGAACUGGUGAAUAUCAUUCAACUACACUGCCAAGUGAGAGAAGUGGCAUAAGAAGAGCAGCAAAAAAAUUUGUCUUCAAAGAAAAAAAGCUGUUUUAUGUUGGAAAAGACAGAAAACAAAAUCGUUUGGUAAUUGUUUCAGAAGAGGAAAAAAAGAAAGUCUUAAGAGAAUGCCAUGAAAAUGACAGUGGAGCUCAUCAUGGUAUAUCCAGGACCCUCACUCUGGUAGAAUCCAAUUAUUAUUGGACAUCUGUGACCAAUGAUGUCAAACAGUGGGUAUAUGCUUGUCAGCAUUGCCAAGUGGCAAAAAAUACAGUUAUUGUAGCACCGAAACAGCACCUUCUCAAGGUGGAAAAUCCAUGGAGUUUAGUUACUGUUGAUCUGAUGGGGCCUUUUCAUACAAGCAACAGAAGUCAUGUAUAUGCUAUAAUCAUGACAGAUUUGUUCACCAAAUGGAUUGUGAUUUUGCCUCUAUGUGAUGUUUCAGCAUCAGAAGUUUCUAAAGCUAUUAUCAAUAUAUUUUUCUUAUAUGGACCUCCUCAGAAAAUAAUAAUGGACCAAAGAGAUGAAUUCAUUCAACAGAUCAAUAUUGAACUGUACAGAUUGUUUGGCAUAAAGCAAAUUGUAAUUUCUCACACCUCUGGAACUGUUAACCCAACGGAAAGUACACCUAACACAAUCAAAGCAUUUCUCUCCAAACACUGUGCUGACCACCCAAACAAUUGGGAUGAUCACCUAUCAGCUGUUUCAUUUGCCUUCAAUGUAACUCACUUGGAACCUACUAAAAAUACACCAUAUUUUCAAAUGUUUAGUCGAAAUCCUUAUAUGCCUGAGACUUCAGAUAGUCUUCAUGAAGUGGAUGGUGAUAAUACAAGUAUGUUUGCCAAAAUUCUAGAUGCAAUUAAAGAAGCUGAUAAAAUAAUGGAGAAUAAGACAACUUCACUGGGCCAGAUGGAGAACAACAAUUUGGAUGAACUAAAUAAAAGCAAGAUCAUUGUUAAAAAGAAACCCAAACAAUUAAAUCCAUUUCAUUUAAAAGUGGGUCAUGAAGUUUUAAGACAAAGGAAAAAUUGGUGGAAGGAUGGUCGUUUUCAGUCUGAAUGGGUUGGUCCUUGUGUCAUAGACUAUAUUACAGAAAGUGGAUGUGCUGUCCUGAGAGACAACACUGGGGUUAGACUGAAAAGACCUAUCAAAAUGUCCCACCUUAAGCCCUACAUAAGAGAAUCCAGUGAACAAGAAAGUCUUUAUCUCUUGCAAGGUUCAGUAGUGGCAGAUCAUGACUACAUUGGAUUGCCUGAAAUUCCGAUUGGAGCAUAUCAAGCAAAUAUUCUGGUGGAAGAUGCAACUAUUGGUAUAGUCGAUAAUGAAUUACUGACAUCAAGCAAGGAUCGUGAACUAUUAGAAUAUAGAAAUACGAAAAUCUCUCCAUUGAUAGACGAUCAUAGUUCUCUUGAAAAGCAGACUUUCAGUCUGUUGGACUCUUCAAACCAGGUUCUUGAAUACUUAAGUUAGUAAAUACCAAAAUUUAUUUAAAUUGUUUGUUUAGAAUAUAAAUUCUUAAUGAUAUCUUAUUCAUUAAAAACGUUGUAUAGAAGAAGUAUCUUGACACAUUCUUAAUGACUAUAUUCUGAAGGUUUAUUUUAUAGUUCUUAUCUAAAAUUAUGCCACAUUUGAAUAUCAGUAUACGUACAUAUGAAGGCAAAGGAAGCAUGUAAUAUAUAGAAUUCACUUUUUCUUCUAAAAAGAGAACAGGCAAAGCACCCCUACUUCUUGGGAAAUAAAUUCCAGCCCAAAUCUCUCAAACCUUUGUAUGGUUUUGGCACCGUUUCUAAGUUUUAAAUUUUCUGAAAUUCUCUACCAUUUAAACAGUAAGUUUGAACUACCUUGAAUGGAAUUGAUAAAUACUGAAUCAACUGUAACAAUGAAUGAAAUGAAGCUUCUUUCUGUUUCAUUAGAACUUCUAAAAACAAGAUUGUAUGAAAAAAUAUAGGGUUAUUUAAUAGGCUUUCACAGAAUAUUGGUAAUUUCAAAUUAUCUAAUUGGUUAGAUAGGGUCAGGAUUAGGGUCUGAAACUAUGUAUUGGUUGGGAAACAAUUUGUUUAUUUUCAUACUAUAUAUUAAAGAUAAAACCAUCGACCAGGCAUGGUGGCCCACACCUGUAAUCCCAGCGCUUUGGGAAGCCAAGGCAGGAUGAUCACUUGACCCCAGGAGUUCGAGACCAGCCUGGGCAACACAGGGAGACCCUAUCUCUACAGAAAAAUGUUUAAAAAUUAGCCAGGUGUGGUGGCACAUGCCUGCGGUCCCAGCUACUCAGGAGGCUGAAGUAGGAGCAUUGCUUGACCCCAGGAGGUCGAGGCUGCAGUGAGCCGCGCUCAUGCCACAGCUCUCCAGCCUGGGCGACAGGGCAAGACCUGUCUCAACAACAACAACAAAAGUAUCCGUUAAGAAUUUUUUCUGCAAUCAUAAAAUCAUAAAAUAACCAGUAUCAAAGAUUUUAAACUGUAAUUUCUAUGAUAUUCAUAAAUAUAAAAUAAAUAUUGUUCAAUAAAUAUUUAUUCUAAAGCACUAUGAAAAGAACUGUGGGAAAAGUAAAAGAUGAGUCAAACGUGUACCUCAUUCUUAUAAAGGACUUACUGUCUGGUAGGUAAUAAACUAUGUAAGCCAUGUACAGCACAAGUUAAGGCAUGCUAAAUUGCAGAAGACAGGUGUAGAUAAUGUACUUAGGGAGGCAAAAAGAGAGAAGUUGUUUUUACAUAGGAAAUUUGUGUUUAUCCUUAUGGAAGAAGGAUCAUUUAAGCUUGACCUUGAAGAAUGUAUAGGAUUUGGUAAAUGGAUACAAAAGAAUUAGGGGAGAAGUAAUACACAGAAAUGGAAAAGUAUUGUAAUGAUUCAUAAAAAGGCAGGGCUUCUUGUUGUCUACACUGCCUCGGGUAUAAAGUGAAGAAGCAAGAUAAUGAGGGAUAAAGCUGAAAAGGUAAGUAGGAAACCUUAUGGAGAGCUUUGAAUACUAUUAAGGAUUGAUAUGUGCCCCUCCCAAAAUUUGUGUUGAAGUCUUAACCCCCACCACCUCAAAAUGUGACCUUAUUUGGAAAUGAGGUUGUUGCAAGUGUAAUUAGUUGAGAUCAUAUUUCAAUAGGGUGGGCUCUAAUACAGUAUUACUGGUGUUCUGAUAAAAGGGGAAAAUUUGAACACAGACUCAAGGAGAAUGCCAUGUGAAGAUAAAGGCAGAGUUUAAGAUUAUGUUUCUAUAUGCCAAGAAAUGACAGAGAUUGCCAGAAAACUACCAGAAGUUAGGGGAGAGGCAUUGAAUACAUUUUUCCUCAUUCCUCAGAAGACCAACCCUGUCAAUACCUUAUCUCAGACUUUUGCCUCCAGAACUGUGAGACAAUAAAAUUCUAUUGUUUCAGCCA